AUGGUCGCUCCACCCGCCACCGGGGGUGCCGCACCUGCGACUACAGCCCUCAAGACCAACCCCGCCCCUCGAGUCAAUGGUGUUGGUUCUAAUAUGGCCACUCCAUCGUUUCCAUACAGUGCUCGUCAUGCAACUCCCCUCGAUUUGCGAACGGUGGAGCGCAAGGGCCACCCCUCCAGUCGUGAUCCUCCCACGAGAAGUCGGCCUCACGGUCUGACGGAAGCGCCCACCUACAGACCAACUGAAGCGGAAUUUCGCGAUCCCAUGGAGUAUAUCCGAAGCAUAUACGACCAAGCGAGUAAAUACGGGAUUUGCAGGAUUAUUCCACCAGAUAACUGGAACCCAGACUUUGCCAUUGACACGGAGCGGUUCCAUUUUCGGACGAGGAGGCAGGAAAUCAAUCUGGUCGAGGGAGGAAAUCGAACCAAUCUCAACUACCUGGACCAGCUCGCCAAAUUUCACAAGCAGUAUGGCGCGCAUCUCAAUCGAUUCCCAAGUGUUGACAAGCGCCCACUCGACCUAUACAAACUCAAAAAGGCGGUCGAAGUACGAGGUGGUUUCGAGCGUGUCUGCAAAGAUAAAAAGUGGGCUGAGAUCGGAAGGGACUUGGGAUAUAGUGGAAAGAUCAUGUCCUCAUUGUCGACUUCCCUAAAGAAUUCCUACCAACGGUGGUUGCAUCCAUAUGAAGAGUGGCUGAAAUAUGCCAAACCAGGAGUUCACCAACAACUCGAGAACGAACACGGAGGCUCUUAUUCGCCACAUGUGCCACCUCAUCAAUCUCCUAUGAGCCAUUCAGUACCUCCCCAAUCUGCUCAAUCUACGCAAUCUGCGCCUCCUCCCAUGAGCACGGGCUCACCUGCCAUACAGCCAGCUUUGGCUCCGAGCCCUUCGACCCAGAAUUCGAUUCCUCCGGCACAAGCGCAACAACAUCAACAAACCCCUGCAAUUCUCCAUCCACCACCAGCUCCCACCCCACAACCACGGCCUGUAUCUUCCUCCGGCUUCACUGCCGUCAACAGUGGCUUUGCAGCGGUAAACAACGCCGGUGGUUUCACAGCGGUGAAUCAUGUACCGCCCCCAGUCGUCAAGACCGAAGCAAAUGGCAUCCCAUCAAUGCCCCAGAAUUCAGCAAAUCCUUUCGUCACUAUCAACCCCCCAACUAUAACGACCAUUCGCCCCAGCAACCCUAUAGCAAACGGGGCGUCAAACCCUCUGAAGAGGACAAUGAGCCAUGAUAGCUUCAAUGGUGAUUCCGGAUCAGAGGGGUUAGACACUGAGGUUGACGGCGCAAACGGCAGAAGGAGUAAACGUCCUAAGAAGGAUGCCCCCCCUGUAAUCCCUGGUAACCAUAUUCCUGCCAUGCGAUCAUCGACUCCUCAAGUUCGAGCCAAGUCUCUGCAGAGAAGACACGGUGAUAAGUGUGAGAAAUGUGGCAAAUCUGACAACAGAGAGAGUAUCCUCGUUUGUGAUAGCUGCGAUCUGGGGUACCACAUGCAUUGCGUUGAGCCACGACUGAGUCAAUUACCAGACUUUGACUGGCAUUGCUCUAAAUGCCUGGUUGGUACCAACGACUACGGAUUCGAGGAAGGUAGCGUCUACUCGUUGAAGCAGUUCCAGGAGAAAGCAAAUAUUUUCAAAGACAACUAUUUCGCUGCCCGCACGUAUUUCGACCCGGUCACGAAUGCUCAACGGAGACCCACCGAAGACGAUGUAGAAAGGGAGUUUUGGCGUCUUGUCGAAGAUAUUACUGAAUCAGUUGAGGUGGAAUACGGUGCCGACAUCCAUUCCACAACCCAUGGCAGCGGCUUCCCCAGUGUCGAGAAGGAACCCUUGAACCCAUACUCAAAAGAUCCCUGGAACCUCAACGUCAUGCCAUUUUUGGAAGAGUCCUUGUUCAGACACAUCAAAGGCGACAUUUCGGGAAUGACCGUGCCUUGGCUUUAUGUUGGGAUGUGUUUUUCAACGUUUUGCUGGCACAACGAGGAUCAUUACGCAUAUUCGGCGAACUAUCAGCACUUUGGCGCCACGAAGACAUGGUAUGGAAUACCUGGUAAGGACGCGUAUGCCUUUGAAGCUGCUAUGCGAAAGGCAGUUCCAGAGCUCUUUGAAACGCAACCUGAUCUACUCUUCCAGCUGGUCACGAUUCUCCCACCAAACCAGCUGAGAAAAGCAGGUGUUGAAGUUUAUGCUCUUGAUCAACGAGCUGGCCAAUUUGUGAUCACCUUCCCUCAAGCGUAUCAUGCGGGAUUCAAUCAUGGGUUCAAUUUCAAUGAAGCGGUCAAUUUUGCUCCCGCCGAUUGGGAGCCAUUUGGAGAUGCCGGCAUCCAAAGGCUCCAAGAAUUCCGCCGUCAGCCAUGCUUUUCUCAUGAUGAACUCCUCUUUACGGCAGCUGCAUCAGAUACUACUAUAAAGACUGCAAAAUGGUUAGGACCAGCUCUGGAAAGAACACGAGAUCGAGAACUGGUUGAGCGAGAAAAAUUCAUCGCCUUGCACAAGUCUUUACGCCCUCAUGAGGAUUGCACUUUCGACACACUUGCUACCGAUCCACCAUACGCUUGUGGAUUGGUGAUAAAGGUCGAAAAUGUAGAGCUGGAAGAAGAAGAGUAUCAAUGCUGUUAUUGCAAGGCAUUCUCUUAUCUUUCUCAGUUCCGUUGCCAUAAUAGCGGAAGAAUUACCUGCCUUCUGCACCCUGAUGUCGCUGAUUGCUGUGCUGAGACUCCCCAGGAGCGAUUGUUAGGCCCAAAUCACAGCCUACUACUGCGUUACACGAACCAUGAGCUAAACAGUGUGGUGCAGAAAGUUGUGGACAAAGCCAAUGUGCCCGAAGCAUGGGAGGCUAAACUUGAAGCGCUCCUUACGGAAGACGCCGCACCCGCACUGAAGUCGAUGCAUACGCUGUUGACCGAAGGAGAGAAGAUUCCAUACCAUCUUAAUGGACUUGACGACCUAGCCGAAUUCGUGAAAAGAUGCGAUCAGUGGGUAGAGGAAGCGAACCUCUAUUUGACGCGCAAACAGCAGAACAGACGCAAGACCGACAAGACACUCCGGCGAUCAUCCAUUCGCAACGGCAAAAGCGACGAGAAGGAUGAACCACAAUUGACGUUGGAACGAAUGAAAGAGUUGAUCCAGGAUGGAGAGCAACUCAGUUUCAGUGCCCCACAAUUUGAAAGCCUCCAGGAGAAGGUCCAAGUAAUCGACGAAUGGAGAGCCAAUGUCAAGCGAAUUCUGUCAGGAAUGAUGCAAGCAACCACAGAAGAACUGGAUACUCUCCUCGAGGAAGGUCGGGGAUUCAUGGCAGCCGUGCCUGAACUCACAAGCCUCGAAAAGGUCCACGCCAGAACUCUGUGGCUGGAGGAAGCUCGGCUUGUUCAAAAGGAUGUGCACAAUAAAACCUUGAACGAAUGCCGAGAGCUCCUGAAGCGGAUUCACGACCUGGAGAUCAUUGCCCAAGUGCCGGAGGUCGUGUUCUUAACCGAAGUGGUACGUCAAGGUGACUUCUGGGAGAUCAAAGCUGAGGAAGUCAUGGCUGCCGAAGAUGUUCAUUAUCCACAGCUGGAGUCGUUACAUUCACAGGUACAGAACCAACAAUUCCCGGUCAACAAGGAUACAUUGGCGCGGAUGGACGCGAUCUUGGCUAGGAAUCGAGAGGCAAAGCGCCAGAUCAUCACUCUUGUUGAACGAGCCCACGAUCCAGAUUUCCGGAAACGCCCUGAAUAUGUCUAUGUCCGAGACGUGGUCAAAGGGUUUGAAGACCUCAAUGGGAAGCCCCAUGGAGCUGCUGAUCUAGAAAAAGAACUUCGAAGACAUGAAGACUGGAUGCGAAGAGGCAAGAAGCUAUUUGGUAAAGCGAAUGCGCCACUCCAUAUUCUCGAGCAGCACAUGAAGUUUGUGGAUGAAAAGAACAGCUUUUGUUUUGAUCUGAACGACACUUUUCGUCCUCCAGUGGAGCCGGCGUCAAGGGAAGCAACACCGACUGAUGGUCAGGAACGGAACGCGAUCGGUGACGAUGAGAAGCCUGUUUUCUGCAUCUGUCGAGCCCCUGAAGCAGGUCUUAUGAUUGAGUGUGAGAUCUGUCAUGACUGGUACCAUGCAAAGUGCUUGAAACUGGCGAGAGGCAAAGUCAAGGAAACAGAAAUGUUUACAUGCCCUAUAUGUGACUGGCGCGUCAAAAUACCUCGUGAUGCCGCCCGUCCCAAAUUGGAAGAUCUUCAGGAUUGGCAGAACGAAAUCGCUGACCUACCUUUUCAACCUGAGGAAGAAGAACUUCUCAAGAGAAUCAUUGACAAGGCGCAGAAUUUCCGGGAGUUCUUGCAACAAUAUACGAGCGGAAACCAGCUCUGCAGGACAAUUGAAGAGAUGCCGGAAAUGUUAUUUUAUCUGCGAAAGAUUGAGGGUGCAGAGGUCCUUCUAGCAUAUGAGACAAACAUCUUCCGACAAGCACUACAUGCCUGGCAACCUAUUGCGCCCGAGCCACCACCAAUCUUGGACCAGAGCUUGUCCACUCGAAAACCUCGCCCAACCAAGCAGCAGAAGCUGAUGAAAGAACUUGGAGUGGAGAAACCCGAAGACCUUCCACCUCACCUUAGGACGAAGACAUAUGUACGCAGGAAGACUCAAGAAUCGUUUGUUACGGGGCCGCUUCUUCCCAAGCCUUCUACACAAUCUCCAUCGGCACCAGGGUCAGCGGCAAGCCCGAGCCAAAGCCAUAUCGCCGGCAACGUUGAGACAGCGGGUGCGAUGCAACGGCAAGGGUCGGCUGGUAAUCCGGCCUCUGCUGGGGGGUAUGAACCUGGAUAUAUCUCAGGUUCGACACCUUACGGCGGUGCAUUUGGGGCCAACCGACCAGGCUCUUUCCCACCGCGUUCCCCGUCACCAAUGUUUAGUCCCGCGAGAGACGGGCCAGCCGAAGGAUUGAGAGAUCCAAUGAUGCCAGCAUUUAGGGGAGAGACCAGUACAGAGCCACAAAACCUCGAUACAUCUUUCCCUAUGUUCCGGCCUGACGAAGGUCUGGGCUUAGAUGGAGAUGACGAUCUUCACAACGGACUGGCUACUGUGAGUGCAAGCGAGGCCAAUUCAGCACAUGGCGGAUCACCACCUGGUGGAGGCGAAUAUGACAAUAUGUUCAUGGAGAUGACCAGUCACGAUGCAGAUGGCAAUAAUGACACUGUACCUAGCCUUGAGCAGGAAACAAGUCAUGCAAGCGAAGCUCUCGACAUGAUCAGGACUGCCAGCCAUGAAGCUAGCAACGAUCCUGCAGAGCUGGGAGAUGGGGAUGUUUCGAAGCACUUUGAUGACUUUAUCAAUGGGGACGAACAGAGUUAG
Exophiala aquamarina CBS 119918 is the source of this 5322-nucleotide messenger RNA. Its product is annotated as histone demethylase JARID1. Gene Ontology annotation, molecular function: DNA binding; histone demethylase activity. The record is from RefSeq and is a predicted model, not a curated record. The coding region runs from base 1 to 5322 and encodes 1773 amino acids. Gene Ontology annotation, cellular component: nucleus. The transcript has 5 exons. Lineage: Eukaryota; Fungi; Ascomycota; Eurotiomycetes; Chaetothyriales; Herpotrichiellaceae. Gene Ontology annotation, biological process: chromatin remodeling.